Molecule: messenger RNA, 977 nt
Organism: Clarias gariepinus (North African catfish)
Lineage: Eukaryota; Metazoa; Chordata; Actinopteri; Siluriformes; Clariidae
Exons: 6
Coding region: 1-942 (313 amino acids)
Biological process (GO): regulation of cell differentiation
Cellular component (GO): membrane
Source: RefSeq, a predicted model, not a curated record
AUGCUUAUGAAUAAACGCUGUGCCUUUGCUGAUGAGAAUGGCCACUUCACUCUGGACCUAACUGCACAUAUUGUAGAUAUGAGCACAGCUGGAGUUCGACAAGGUUUUCUAAAGAAGUAUGGAGGCUUUAUGUUUAAGCAGUGGAAGGAGAAGUAUGUGGUUUUGACUGUGGAAGGCAAGCUGUUGGUUUGCAAAGAUGCCAAUUCUCCACCAGAUCAGGAGGUGGUGUUACAGAGUACCUGUCAGUCUGUUGUGGAAGGCAGAGAGAUUUUGGACCUGCCACGUUUGCCCCCCGGAGGGCGCAGAGACUGCUGUUUUGCUCUUAUUCUGUCCCACGACAAGUUCUUAUUGUUGCUUUCUGAUAACCCUGAAGACUGCAGUCAGUGGCUGAAAUUAAUGAAGAAGGUUAAAGAGGGCUUUUCCUCUUCACUUUUGCUGAAGCGACAGCAAAGUAUCGCCCCCUGUAUCACAGACAGAGGUUCUCAGCCAGACACCCCUAAUGAUAAAGACCCCCAUUCCCCCAGCUUUAGUGACAAAACCAUAAAUUCUCCACGUACGCAAUCCAGAGAGAGCUCCUUCAAAAGCAAAGGGAGCAUACGUCAACGCCAAAACCACAGCCCCAAGUCCCUGCCCCAUCACUCCAAUGACUGCCUGCGCCAUGGUAAUAGCAGUGAUGCACGUGCUGUCAGGGCAGUUUGUUUACUGAUGGGCGGGGCUGCUGCCUCAUCUGCUUUGGGUUACCUAAGCUCCAGUUCAGGCUCCUCAAAUGUCGCUGCUCAAGCACCAGAGAUUACCCACUCAGUGGGUUUUUCAGAGCUUGGAGGAGGAACUUCCUACCAUCAUGCCUGCGCAGAGGCCGUCGACUCGCCACAUUUCAACAGCUUCGACUUUGAGGGUGACUCAGACUUCGAUGCUUUCGACUGUGGAGUGUUCACCUUCUGAAAGCCUACCUCUAUAUACCCCUGUGCAUCUUUUUU